UUCAAGUCCUGGUGCUCCUGUCGAUGACAAGGCGCCUACGGUGACUUCGUAAAUCUCAAGAUUAUAUGUUUGGGUGAGUGUAUGCGCAUAUGUAUGAGCGCUUGCAUCUGUACUGUGUUUAAAAAAAAGUUCACGUUCCGCCACAAAAUUCUGGAAGGAAACUUGUCUAAAAAAGGAGAAGAAAUAAUCUUACAAAGAGUUUCCUUGAUUUAUAUGGAAAGAUACUAAAUCUUUCCAAUUUUCUGCACCGGAUCUCCCUUCUCUCGAUCCCCUAUAUAUACAAACACACGAGUCAUGUACAUGUUCACACCAAGCAAUCGGUCGAUAUCUUUUCUCAUCGAUCGAUGGCCAUCACCAUUGACAAGUACACCAUCCGCAUCCUUGUGCUGGCCCUGCUGUCUAUACACCUCUUGUCCUCUGCCACCGUCGCACACUGCGGAACCAUCACGGUCGGUGCGGAUGACGAGAAGAUCGAUCUGCCGAACGGGCUGUGCGGCAAGGAGAAGCUGUGCAGAGAGACACACUGCUACUGCUGCCUGUUAAACGACCGCUGUUACAGAACUAUGGAUGUGUGCAAGAGUCACUGCGACAACCCGCCAUCGUCUUCACAAGACAUGCUAGCGGCGGUGGCGGCGACGGCCACAGCGACAACCCCUGCUCCUUUACCCCCUGCGUAGUCAAAUUAAUUGGCUCACGUAUUUAUUUUGUCCCAAGACAUGUGUGAUGAUGCUUGACGUGCGAAAAAACAACAACUUUGCAAUAAUUAAGAGCUAGCUUGAUAGCCCAGUUA
Molecule: messenger RNA, 790 nt
Organism: Aegilops tauschii subsp. strangulata
Lineage: Eukaryota; Viridiplantae; Streptophyta; Magnoliopsida; Poales; Poaceae
Source: RefSeq, a predicted model, not a curated record